Loa loa (African eye worm) is the source of this 1905-nucleotide messenger RNA. Its product is annotated as malic enzyme. Gene Ontology annotation, biological process: malate metabolic process; pyruvate metabolic process. The coding region runs from base 1 to 1905 and encodes 634 amino acids. The transcript is spliced from 14 exons. Gene Ontology annotation, cellular component: mitochondrion. NCBI's taxonomy places the organism in Eukaryota, Metazoa, Nematoda, Chromadorea, Rhabditida, Onchocercidae. Gene Ontology annotation, molecular function: malate dehydrogenase (decarboxylating) (NAD+) activity; malate dehydrogenase (decarboxylating) (NADP+) activity; NAD binding. The record is from RefSeq and is a predicted model, not a curated record.
AUGGCAUUGACAUCAGCACGUCUUCCUGUAUUACACAAUAAUACAUUGGCAAAUAUGAAACUAUUAGCAUAUAGUACAAUACGUGCAAUAUGUACCACAGCAAUUAAUUAUUCGGAUUUAACUCAUUCACAUGAAAUGUCAGAACAAGAAAUAGCAUUAUAUAAAUUAUACAGACCAGAACGUGUAACACCUAAAAAACGUGGCAUAGAUUUGCUAAAUGAUAGCCGAAUUAAUAAGGGAAUGGCAUUUAGUUUGUUUGAACGACAAUAUCUUGGAAUACACGGAUUACUUCCACCGGCAUUUAUGACCGACGAACAGCAAACAUAUCGUAUAAUUACUCAACUUCGACAACAACCCAAUGAUUUAGCACGAUAUAUACAGUUGGAUGGUUUGCAGGAUCGUAACGAAAAAUUAUUUUACCGACUUCUAUGCGAACAUGUCAAUGAAUUGAUGCCAAUUGUUUAUACACCAACUGUUGGUUUGGCUUGUCAAAAUUUCGGUUACAUUUACCGAAAACCAAAAGGUCUUUAUAUAACAAUCAAUGAUAAUAGCAUCAGCAAAAUUCAUCAUAUCUUAUCUAACUGGCCAGAAAGUGAUGUUAGAGCAAUUGUAGUAACAGAUGGAGAGCGUAUACUUGGUUUAGGUGAUCUUGGAUGUUAUGGUAUUGGAAUACCUGUUGGGAAACUUGCGUUAUAUGUUGCUCUUGGUGGUGUGCAACCAAAAUGGUGUCUUCCUGUUCUGUUGGAUGUUGGAACGAAUAAUGAAGAGCUUCUGAAUGAUCCAUUUUAUAUCGGAUUGCGUCGUAAACGUGUCCGUGGAGCUGAAUACGAUCGACUUAUCGAGAACUUUUUCUUAGCUUGUAGAAAAAGGUUUGGACAAAAAGUGCUCGUUCAAUUCGAAGAUUUUGCCAAUCAGAAUGCAUACCGUUUGUUGGAUAUCUACAGAAACAAGUAUUGCACAUUCAAUGAUGACAUACAGGGAACUGCAUCUGUUGCAGUAGCUGGUCUUUUAGCUUGCUGGAAGUAUACUGGUAAAUCACUUGCAGAGGGAAAAUUUGUUUUCUUGGGUGCUGGAACUGCUUCAAUGGGUAUUGCUGAAUUGUGUGUAGCAGAAAUGAUAACAGAAGGUUUAACAAAACAACAAGCAUAUGAUCGUAUUUUUUUAAUGGAUAUUGAUGGAUUGAUCACAAAAAAUCGGAAAAAUCUAAGCGAUUUACAUAAACCUUAUGCAAAAGAUUUACCUGAAACAAAAAGUUUACUAGAAGUUGUAAAGAAAGUGAAGCCAUGGGGUUUGAUUGGUGCCUCGACAGUACGUGGCGCUUUCACUGAAGAAAUUGUUCGCGAGAUGGCAUCAAUUAAUGAACAUCCCAUUAUUUUUGCACUUUCAAAUCCUACAAAUAAAGCUGAAUGUACAGCGGAAGAAGCUUACCGUUGGACUGAUGGAAAAGUAUUAUUUGCUAGUGGUAGUCCAUUUCCAAAUGUGGAGUAUAAUGGAAAAAUUUUUAAGCCAGGUCAAGGAAAUAAUGCAUACAUUUUCCCAGGUGUAGGCCUCGGUGCUAUCCUUUUCAACGUGCGUCAUAUUGAUGAUGAGACAUUUCUGAUUGCUGCUCAUGAGGUUGCAAAUACUGUGACAGAUAAAGACUUCAAACUAGGCCGCUUGUAUCCACGAUUAAAUCGCAUUCGUGAAUUAUCUGUGAAAAUAGCCCUUGCGGUUGGUGAACAUGCAUAUAAGAAAGGUAUGGCAGGUCUUUAUCCGAAACCGAACGAUAUGGAACAUUUUGUGCGUUCCCAAAUUUACCAGACAACAUACGAUGAAUUAAUCAAUGUUACAUAUGAAUGGCCAGCUCAUGAUAUGAAACAUGGUUUUCCGGUACCAGUUUCACGUCGUGAAAGUGUCGACGAAUAG